UUUGCAGUCCCCGCCGGGAUAUAAAUCAGUAGUGGCCAGAAAUUGUCAUGAAAAGUCAUAACACAAGACACAUAUACGAAUCUAACAGCAAAUCUUACAAAGCAAUAACUGAUAUAACAGUAUCUACUAAUACAACAGUUGCUUACACGUCACAUGCAAGCACUCGCUUGGGAAUUUUAAUCACUGCAAUUGCACCGUGGGGAUUCAUGAGAAACAGAAAUCAAGGACAUCCACUACUAUUGUAUCCUGGGGCAGAAGCAGAAACUAAUUUCGAAGUCUUUUUCCAAACCUCCCAUUUUACAUCUUACAGGCACGGCUCAUUAACCACCAAGGUAAGUUGACAAAGGAGCUCUAGGCUCUGCUUAUCUAUUAUAAACACACCUCAUGUAUCUGCACACAGGCUUCGAGAAAAAACGAGUUUUUUCCAAACCUAACACUUUACAUCUUACGGAUACUGCUCAUUAACCACCAUGGUAAAUUGACAAACGAUUGUGACAAUGAAGCACUAGGCAAGACGCGUCAUUUUCGUUUUUUAAACGGACAAAAAAGUGUCCUAGGACACGCGCCGCGCGUCGAAUGUCGUAGGACAUUUUUAGGACAAGUCAUUUUUUGGCCUCCUGUAAACCGGCCCUUACGCCUGUUCUAAAAAAUCCAUAAAAUUAAGUCGGUGUUGCCUGAGCAGCAAAAAGGGGGACUGCAAAAACGCCAGGUGUCGUCUCCAAGGUGAGUCAUAUGGCGAAGUUAAGGUCAACGUGCUACGUCAUAAGUAGGUGUGUCUGUGAUCGAGACUGUAGGCUUGUUGAUACUCUGAGACAACAACACUGCAACAGUUUCACCGCACUUGUAAAUAAUUAGUCGAACCUGACAGUUGUGUUGAGUCAAACUGAGUCAACUGAUCUUCAAUAACGCGAUCUGAACUAAGGUAACAACAGUUUUAGGUUGAAACGUCGCAGCGUCUUUCGUGGCUCAGCUGUACGUGUACGGCCAGGUGAAAGGCAACUUUUAAGAGUUGUUGAAGAACCACAGACAUCACCCCGCACAUCGUGCUCAUUUCUGUCGAAUCUACUGCUGUAACCAGCUACCAGACGUUCUCAGAGCCGUGCCUGGUACAGGAGUGGACGGGGAAGAUGGGACGCUUUCCCCAUGAAAAACAACCACCUUCCAACGCCCUGGGGCCACUGCUGGUUCUCCUGCUGAGCCAAGUUGAGGUCGUCUUCAGCCUAAACGUUGACAUCGGUGUGAUGUACGCGGCAGGUAACCAGGAAGCGUACGCCGAGGGCGUUCGUAAUGUCCUGCGGGACUUCAGCCAGUCCCAGGGUCCGCCUGACGUCACGUUCAACCUGGUGGAGCUGGACUCCAGCUGUGUGGAGAAGGACGCUCUGGACAACGCCACUGCCUGGUUCAAGGACAGAGGGAUCUGUAACAUCCUUGUGGUGAACAACGACAGGAAGGCUGUUAAAUUGGACCAAAAUCUGGAAGGGGAGGCAACUCACUGCGCUUACCAUGACUUAACCCAGGACAACAGCCAGCUGCUCACCAUGGUUGUUCAGCGUCCAGUGGAGGCGCAUGGCCUGCCACCCAACAGCGGGGUCUGGGUGACGUCAUAUCCGGAGCCGGACGACCUGAGCCUGAUGAUAGUCAACACGGUGGAGAAGUACAAAUGGACGUCAGCCUUCGUGCUGUAUGACAAAUUCGCAGACGCCUACCGUAGUUUGCAGAAGUUUCUGAACUGGGCCGCAGAUCGGGACUGGCUCCUGCGUGUGAAGGAGAUCCCUCUGGUCGGAGAAGGUCCGGACAAGGUGGACAAACCCGCGCUGACCGAGCUUCUCAGACAAGUCAAGAAAUCUCGCGAGAGUCACGUGAUCCUGAUGUCCAAUUCUGCCAUCAUCAAUGAUGUCCUGGACAGGGUAUGUCGUUCUAGUUAAUCAAUGUGCUUAUUUGUAAA
Molecule: messenger RNA, 1945 nt
Organism: Branchiostoma floridae (Florida lancelet)
Lineage: Eukaryota; Metazoa; Chordata; Leptocardii; Amphioxiformes; Branchiostomatidae
Exons: 5
Coding region: 1128-1925 (265 amino acids)
Source: RefSeq, a predicted model, not a curated record